This is a messenger RNA of Solanum stenotomum, 455 nucleotides long. Its product is annotated as diphthamide biosynthesis protein 3-like. The record is from RefSeq and is a predicted model, not a curated record. Gene Ontology annotation, molecular function: metal ion binding. Gene Ontology annotation, biological process: tRNA wobble uridine modification; protein histidyl modification to diphthamide. NCBI's taxonomy places the organism in Eukaryota, Viridiplantae, Streptophyta, Magnoliopsida, Solanales, Solanaceae. The coding region runs from base 85 to 330 and encodes 81 amino acids. The transcript has a single exon. Gene Ontology annotation, cellular component: nucleus; cytosol.
ACCGGACUUUACAACCUCGACCAAAUUCCCGUACAACAAACCCUAAUCUCUAAAGAGAAGGAAGAAAUAAACAAACCACCGAGGAUGUCUUACGACGACGUAGAGAUUGAGGACAUGGAGUGGAACGAUGAGCUCCAAUCUUACACAUAUCCUUGUCCGUGCGGUGACUUGUUCCAAAUCACAAAGGAAGAGCUGAAAAUAGGGGAAGAGAUCGCUCGAUGCCCUAGUUGUUCCCUUUAUAUCACCGUUAUAUAUAAUCUCGAAGAUUUCCUCGGAGAUUCCAAGAAACACGUCGAGCCCUCGAAACAACAGCCAGUUGCUGUCGCUUGAGGUUCACGCUGAGUUUUUUUUUUUUUUUUUAAGAAUUUGGUAUCAUAUUGUAAUACCUAGUGAUUUGAACUGGCAUUAACUGCCUGAAAUUUUGCUCUAUUGGAAAAGAAAGGAAUUUAUGGUUU